UCGGCGGGCUGAGCCACCCCUCUCUCCCGCCCUCCUCCUUGCUUUCCCACCCCUCGGAGUGGAGCUGCACACGCGGCUGCUCCCUGCUCAGUCCCGCCCAGCCACAGUCGCUCAGGAACGGGUCCCUGCAGCCCUCGGCCGAUGGCAGGACGGUAGCUGCCUGUCAGAGGUCGUGAACGGCUGAGGCAGACGCAGCGGCUCACGGGCCUCAAAAAGUAGGUGUCUCCGGAGGCCAUGGGCUACCCCGAGGUGGAACGCAGGGAAUCCCUGCCCACAGCAGCGCCACGGGAGCGGGAGAGUCAGGGCUGCGGCUGUCGCGGGGCCCCUACCCGGGCGGGUGAAGGGAACAGCUGCCGGCUCUUCCUGGGAUUCUUUGGCCUCUCACUGGCCCUCCACCUGCUGACGUUGUGCUGCUACCUAGAGUUGCGCUCUGAGUUGCGGCGGGAACGGGGAGCGGAGUCGCGCCUAAGCGGCCCGGGCGCCCCUGGUACCUCUGGCACCCUGAGCAGCCCAGGUGGCCUUGACCCUGACGCUCCCAUCAUCCACCACCUUGGGCAACCGUCAACUCAGCAGCAGCCGUUGGAACCGGGAGAAGCCACACUCCCCCCUGACUCCCAGGACCAGCACCAGGCCUGUUUUCCUCAGGUCUUGGUAAGCCUGUGAACUGUCACCUAUGCUUACGUGAGUAAAUAGUUCCACUGGUAAUGUUUAACUGAUUUCUAGAAUAAUUAGAAAGUGAAAUAGAGAAGAGCCCUAAUCACGUUGUCACAGCCUCCCAGUUUCAUGCCUUACCUCUCAGAUGGUAUAAAAAGCUUUCUGUAAUACAGGGUGACCAUAAAGUUC
This is a messenger RNA of Otolemur garnettii (small-eared galago), 843 nucleotides long. RefSeq names its product ectodysplasin-A-like. The record is from RefSeq and is a predicted model, not a curated record. NCBI's taxonomy places the organism in Eukaryota, Metazoa, Chordata, Mammalia, Primates, Galagidae. The transcript is spliced from 2 exons. Bases 235 to 663 code for a protein of 142 amino acids.